CAGGCUGGGAAGCGGCGCCAUAUUGGCGUCGGCCGUGCUGUAUUGUCAUAAAUAGAGCCGGUUUUUGGUGUUUUCACUAUUCGGUUGGAUGCCUUGGCCAUAGUAAGUGAGAAAGUGAGGGAGCAGCGAGCUACAAGAGUGGAGGAAAGUGGACAGGGAGAGAAGGAGGGAGCAAGGACAGGACUCCAGAGCGAGAGACACUCGCCGGAGGAGGAGACGCAGGAAGCGAUGAAAGAGAUGUCUGCGAACACUGUGCUGGAAAGCCAGCGUCAACAAAAGCAUUAUGGGAUUACUUCUCCAAUUAGUUUGGCAUGUCCUAAAGAAAUUGAUCAUAUUUACACACAGAAAUUAAUUGAUGCCAUGAAACCAUUCGGAGUAUUUGAAGAUGAGGAAGAAUUGAACCACAGGCUGGUGAUUCUUGGUAAACUGAACAAUUUAGUGAAAGAGUGGAUUUCCAGUGUCAGUGAGAGUAAGAAUCUCCCACCUUCUGUUGUGGCUACUGUUGGUGGAAAAAUUUUCACAUUUGGAUCCUAUAGGCUUGGAGUACACACCAAGGGAGCUGACAUUGAUGCACUUUGUGUAGCUCCAAGACACGUGGAGAGAUCUGAUUUUUUUCAGUCUUUUUUUGAAAAGUUGAAGCAUCAAGAUGGCAUUAGAAACUUAAGGGCUGUAGAAGAUGCCUUUGUACCUGUUAUAAAAUUUGAAUUUGAUGGUAUUGAAAUUGAUCUUGUCUUUGCAAGACUGGCAAUACAAACCAUAUCAGAUAACUUGGACCUGAGAGAUGACUCUCGCCUGAGAAGCCUUGAUAUAAGAUGUAUUCGCAGCUUAAAUGGAUGUAGAGUUACUGAUGAAAUUUUGCACUUAGUGCCAAAUAAAGAAACUUUCAGAAUCACACUGAGAGCAGUCAAAUUGUGGGCCAAACGACGUGGUAUUUAUUCCAACAUGCUGGGGUUCCUUGGAGGUGUCUCCUGGGCAAUGCUUGUUGCAAGAACUUGCCAAUUAUAUCCAAAUGCAGCUGCUUCUACUUUAGUUCAUAAGUUCUUUUUAGUGUUUUCCAAGUGGGAAUGGCCAAAUCCCGUGUUGCUGAAGCAACCAGAAGAAAGCAACUUGAAUUUGCCAGUGUGGGACCCUCGGGUAAAUCCAUCAGAUAGGUAUCAUCUCAUGCCCAUAAUCACCCCUGCCUAUCCACAACAGAAUUCUACGUAUAAUGUGUCCACAUCAACUCGAACAGUAAUGGUAGAAGAAUUUAAACAAGGUCUUGCAGUCACAGAUGAAAUUCUCCAAGGGAAAUCAGAUUGGUCCAAACUACUUGAGCCACCGAAUUUUUUUCAAAAGUAUAGACAUUAUAUAGUCUUAACUGCCAGUGCGUCAACAGAAGAAAACCAUCUAGAAUGGGUUGGAUUAGUAGAAUCUAAAAUCCGUGUACUUGUUGGAAACUUAGAACGGAAUGAAUUUAUUACUCUUGCCCAUGUCAAUCCCCAGUCAUUCCCAGGAAAUAAGGAACAUCAUAAAGACAAUAAUUACGUAUCAAUGUGGUUCCUCGGAAUAAUUUUUCGAAGAGUAGAAAAUGCAGAAAGUGUAAACAUAGACUUGACAUAUGAUAUACAGUCAUUUACUGAUACAGUAUACCGACAGGCAAACAAUAUAAACAUGCUUAAGGAGGGAAUGAAAAUCGAAGCAACGCAUGUAAAGAAAAAACAACUUCAUCACUACCUUCCAUCAGAAAUUCUUCAAAAAAAGAAAAAGCAAAGUCUUUCUGAUGUCAGUCGGAGUUUGGUUGGACCGCAGCCCAAAAGACCAUCUCUGGAUGGCAGUUGCUUGGAUAGCUCCAGAGACACUGAUAACGGGACACCUUUUAACUCUCCAGUGGCAUCAGUCAAACCCUCCAAGCCUGACAGCCCUCCUGUGGGAGAAACAGAAAGGAACAGUGCUGAGCCUAGUUCUGUAAUUGUGGAGAAGCCACUGACUGUCCCACCAGCUCAAGGACUGUCUAUUCCAGUCAUUGGUGCAAAAGUUGACUCUACAGUAAAAGCUGUAUCACCCCCAGCGGUGUGCACCAUUCCUACUGUAGUAGGGCGCAAUGUCAUUCCUAGAAUCACAACACCCCACAACCCUAACCCUGCCCAGGGACAACCUCACCUUAAUGGAAUGUCAAAUAUAACGAAGAAUGUUACACUCAAGAGAUCCCAUUCCCCAUCCAUUGAUGCGUCUUCUAAAAGAUUGAAAGAUAUAGAAAAGUUUAUUCGACUUGAAUCAACAUUUAAGGACUCUCGUGCUACUCAAGACAGAAAGAGAAAAUCAGUGGACACCAUUGGAGGAGAAUCUAUGCCUAUUCCAACUAUUGACACUUCACGCAAAAAGAGACUACCCAGUAAAGAACUACCAGAUUCAUCAUCUCCAGUUCCGGCAAAUAAUAUCCGUGUCAUCAAAAAUUCUAUUCGACUGACCCUGAAUCGGUAAAAGCAGUGCCUCCCUCACUUAAGUGAAUAUGCAAUCAUUUAGUGUUGUAGAACCAGCCAGUCUUUUAAAAGGGAAGUGGCUGUCAUACAUAAUUUGGUGAAAGUUAACAGUCGUCGACCUGGUGACCCUGAGGUGGUUUCAGACUCUUAACAUCUGACCUGCAGAUGCUGUCUCAGUCUCUCACUGAUAGCUGCAUAUACUUCUCUGAGGAUCGCCUGCUGUCACAUUGUCACCCACAAUAUUAUGGCUUUGAGUUUGGAGGUUUUACUGCCUUAACUUUCAGUGCUUGUUUCUCUUAUGGGAACCAGUUCUUGGACACUUGGACACUGAUAAAAGAAGUCCUGAACUCCUUUUUUCUUUUUUCUUUUUUUUUCCAGUCUUAUGUUGUAAUCAUUGUAUAGAACUAAAAAAGUUUAAAACAAAAACAAAAAAAAUUGUCUUAUAAUUUCCCAGAUGUUAACACAUUUACUUUAGCAUUGAAGCCACUUUGUAAAACCUGAGAUAAAUGAAUGUGAGGUAUCUUUUCUGCUUUCCUCAUUUGUGUAGAUGUACUUAUUGUCUGUUCUCUUGAUUUAAAUUAUUUUUUUUUUGUCCAGAUUGGCACGUGGAAUAUUUAAACUUUUUUGUGUGUGUGCCUUUCUGUCCAAAUGUUGCAUAGUUAUCAGGGAAGAUUAGUCCAGUGAUUAUAGACAAGAGUUGGGCACCAUGAAUUCUUUAAUUUGCCUCCCAUGGAGGCCUUCGAAAUGCAUCUUUAUUAAAAUCAAAACACAACCAGGAUACUGAAAGUCAGUAUAUGAAUGGUGAAAUUGUUACAUGUCCUAUCUCAUGCCAUUCUUGUUAGUGGACUGGUAUUUUUUACAGAGAAGCAACUCAUUUCAGCAUCAACAAUACAAUACCAUUAAGUAUGAGACACUUGUAUUUUUGAGGUGUAAAAUUAAUCGGGCAUGAUAAUACCUGACCAUUACUUACCCCACAACUUCACUUUCUUCACAGACGAGGCAUGCAGAAAUAAGCAGUGGAUUUCUUGAAACCUUAGAGGCAUUUUUGAAUGACAUUGUUACCAACCAUUAAUUGGCUCAGGACCUUUGUAGUUUUUAUUUAACUAUCUGAGUUGUCUUUUUUUACACUGCUUUUUUCAAUGCAUUUCUUAAUAUUUUUUAAGUUUCAUGAACGCAUGCUCAGUUUAUUAAAAUCCAUAACCAUGUAAUUCUUGUAAUGUUUGAUUCAGUGUUUUGUAAAUGAAGUCGUAUGUAUUUUCAGAGUAUUUUUGUAUGUACUGUAAGAUACCAUCUUUUCAAAGAGAAAACUUUAAAACCUCUAUUGUCUCUCGUUAGUCUAAUUUUUUAAAAUAUGGAUUAUGCUUGAAUUAUUCUUAAGAUAGAAAUGUACAGAUUGCACAGCCCAGAAUGCCAAUAGAUACUACCUUCUUCAGCUCUCGUUCAGCAUUUUAUAGGCCUGGUAGGAAAACCACAAAAUGAUACAUUAACUGUUUAGUGGAAGAAAAUACUAGGUUUUAGGACUCGUCAGACACCAUCUAGCCAGUAGAAUAGUAGUAGUACAUUUCUCUUUCAAGCCCCUUGCCAUUAAGUUGGAAUCCUUAAACCCUGAUUGUCAAAAAGC
This is a messenger RNA of Chrysochloris asiatica (Cape golden mole), 4080 nucleotides long. It is a transcript of the gene PAPOLG, whose product is annotated as poly(A) polymerase gamma. The transcript has 22 exons. Lineage: Eukaryota; Metazoa; Chordata; Mammalia; Afrosoricida; Chrysochloridae. The record is from RefSeq and is a predicted model, not a curated record. Gene Ontology annotation, cellular component: nucleus. The coding region runs from base 229 to 2460 and encodes 743 amino acids. Gene Ontology annotation, molecular function: poly(A) RNA polymerase activity; RNA binding.